GAUGUUCAACUUUGCAACUUUCGUCGGGGGAACAUGGUGGUGAAGGCGGCCGAGAUCGCGCCGGCGGCAUACUCGUCCAACAAGAGCAGCAGUGCCGUCACAAAGGAAGAUGAUUUGACGUACGACCUGGGAAACCUGGCAGCGUAUGACACGCACCCAUUCCAAGUCAAGAACCUCUCGGACGAGAACGAACUCAAGGCGUACGCCCGCGACAGCGUUCAAUUGUUGAUUAACCACGUGUUUGAACUGCCGCGGCAGAUGACGGACAUGGGUCCGAUGGCUCAGCUGCCUGUACCCACCACCGUGAUCCCUCGCGAGAAGCCGCUCCCGAAGGAAAAGGUCGAGACGCGAUGGGAGAAGUUUGCGCGCGAAAAGGGCAUCAAGAACAAGAAGGAAGGACGCAUGGUGUGGGAUGAAGCGAAACAGAUCUGGGCUCCCAAGUGGGGUUACAAGCGUGCGAACGACGAUUCGGGCGACUGGGCGAUGCCUGUCAAGGCAGGCGCGGACCCGUAUGCCGACCCGUGGACUGAAAAGAAACAAGAAAAGGCGGAGCGCGUGCAAAAGAACUUGCGCAACCAAGCCAACAAUCUGAAACAAGGCCGUGGCAAGCAGCCCGCAUUUCCCGUCAGCAAAACUCCCUUAGGCGUGCCGGUGGAACUUCUGAACACAGAUGACAAGAAACUCAAGCAGCGCGGGAAGGAAGGCACGAAGGCGGCGCUCCAGAAGGUCCAGUUCUCGACAGCGUCGAUGGGCAAGUUCGACAAGAAGCGAGAAGGUGAAGGAGAGCGCAAGCACGUCGGCAAGCGAAACAAGUUUUUGAGCGUGACAGGGUCGGAAAAGACGGAGAAGGAACGCAGCAUGAACGUGUUGCAGCACCUCCUCGGCCGCGAGGAGAACAAAGGCAAGGCCAAGGCCGCGUCCCACAGCGACGGCGGUGACGACGACGUUGGUGGGAAGAAGGGCAAGAAGCGCGGCGGUCCCAAGUUGAAAAACAUCACAAAGGGCGCGGCCAAGCGGCAAAAGACCAAGAGAUAACUCGACAACCUAUUAACGACGUUUGAUCUAUUGAUAUUGCCGAAAUAUAUCGACGACGCAAAAAUCAAACUGACAC
Molecule: messenger RNA, 1111 nt
Organism: Aphanomyces invadans
Lineage: Eukaryota; Oomycota; Saprolegniomycetes; Saprolegniales; Verrucalvaceae
Exons: 2
Coding region: 34-1035 (333 amino acids)
Biological process (GO): ribosomal large subunit biogenesis; ribosome biogenesis; endonucleolytic cleavage in ITS1 to separate SSU-rRNA from 5.8S rRNA and LSU-rRNA from tricistronic rRNA transcript (SSU-rRNA, 5.8S rRNA, LSU-rRNA)
Cellular component (GO): nucleolus; nucleus; preribosome, large subunit precursor
Molecular function (GO): protein binding
Source: RefSeq, a predicted model, not a curated record